Oenanthe melanoleuca is the source of this 6443-nucleotide messenger RNA. It is a transcript of the gene NPHP3, whose product is annotated as nephrocystin 3. The transcript is spliced from 28 exons. The record is from RefSeq and is a predicted model, not a curated record. The coding region runs from base 1755 to 5702 and encodes 1315 amino acids. Gene Ontology annotation, molecular function: protein binding. Gene Ontology annotation, biological process: determination of left/right symmetry; kidney development; convergent extension. NCBI's taxonomy places the organism in Eukaryota, Metazoa, Chordata, Aves, Passeriformes, Muscicapidae.
UGUUAAUGUCAAGUGGAUUAUUAGCAGGAAACCAAGAGCUCUUAAAAUACUACACUUUUUAUUCCAGGCUUAAAGAUUUUGAUAUUCAGAAACUCAGAAUAUGAAAAUUCAGUUCAAGUACCAGCAUGAAUGUAUUUUUAAUUGUUCCCAGAGCUCAGACAGCAGUGAAGUGGAGAAAUUGCCUGAUAUCAACACACAAAUGAAAGCAUGAGCCUUGCUUUCUUACAGAAAUACAGACUUAUUUGCUGAAUCACCUAAUACUGUGCAAGUUGUGUUAAUGUCAAUAGUAGGGAAAACAUAGCAGCAGCUUUCCUCUUCCCUCACUUAUCAUAUAUUCUGGAUCUGUCUUUUUCAGUGAAGGGUUUAAGUGUAAUAGAUUACCAAUGUGAUUUAUCAGUAAAUUAUAUUCAGACAAGGAAUUGUCUUUUCCUCAGGAAAAUAAUGGGGUAAAAUUUGUGGGGAGAGGAGGGAAGCACAUAUUCUCCAAACCCAAAGUUUCUACUCAGGGAAAUAAAGCAACAUCUUUUGUUCCAUUUCUACCACUGUACACAAAAGUAAUUUCCCCCUCCAGUAGAUUUUGAAACUCAGGAAUGUCUCAUUGGAAAGACAUUUCUAAGAUUAUUUUUUUUUCCUCAUUGUUAAGAGGAAAUGGCUCCCUUAGUCAUGGCUAACAAACCUGGCACACAUAUGAGGCAAAAUCUGUUUUGAAGUAGUGACAUUUUUGUCAUUCAUGCCAAAGGUAGGGCAGAUUCUGAGAUUUGGGAAUAAAUGGAUGUUCUCCUCAGCCAUGGGGAUCUGUUACACUGAAUUCUCUAUGACAGGUGAAGGAACCAAACAGGGUUUUUUAAAAGACAGAGGAGGAAAUGUCAUCAGGAUAAUUUACGGAGCUGAUAAUCCACGGCUUCCUCAUUCUUCACAGGGAAGAUCUUCGAACGGGGAGUUCACAAAUUUCAUGUGAGGCACACGGAGUGCAAGCAUUGACCUCGGUCGGGCACGACACGGCACCACUGCCCAGCACCCACUUCUUGGUGGUGCCACUACCAGCUCUUCCCAGUUCUUGUUCCUCGGGGAGAGCCUGCUGCUCUCAGAGGUCGCAGAUUCCGCGCGGUGAGGGGUAAUUCCCCCUUAACACCAAAGCUUGAAGCACAACCUGCAUUGCCCCGUUUGGCCAAGGAGAAUAGUGAGAUAUAAUCGUAUAGAUCAGCCCGGGACGCGGCACAACCUGAAGGGUCCGAGGCAGGUGACAGAGUAGAAAUUGACACUUGAGGACAAAAAGAUGCGGUGAGGAGAAAACGGGUACGUUUUUCUUUUUGCUGAAGCAUCCCCGGUCAGGCUGAGAUGGUGGCAGCGGGAACGGGAAAGUUUGCCGUGACUUCACAUUAACCCGUAUUUAGCGGCAAACCCUUAAAACUUUUAGCUGGGAGCAGCAGAAUCCCUCCCUCAGCCCCUCCAGCUCUCCCCUCCGCCUUUCCCCAGCCUGUGGGGCGGCUGGCUCCCCCCUCCCGAGCUGCUCCAGCGGGUUCCCGAGCCGGGAGCCGCGGGACGGGACGGGGCGGGAGCGGCGGAGAGAGGGAGGGGGAGAGGCGGCCCUCAGGCAGCUUCCUCCCGCUCUGCCUUCCCCGUCCGGCGGCCGCGAAGAGCGCGCCAUGGCCCGCAGCCGCCGCCGGGAGGGCUCCGCGCCGGGCACGGCCCCGCCGCCAGGUCCCGCCAGGGGCGCCGGGCCCUGGGCUCGGGGUUAGAGCCUCGCCGGGGCCAUGGGCACGGCGUCGUCGCUGGUGAGCCCGGCGGGCGCGGUCGGGGAGGUGAUCGAGGACACGUACGGCGGCGGCGGCGAGGCCUGCGAGAUCCCGGUGGAGGUGAAGCCCAAGGCGCGGCUGCUGCGCGGGUCCCUGCGGCGCGUCGGCGGCUCCCGGCCCGGCGGCCUCAUCGGGGCCAGCUUCAAAUCCACGGCCUCGGUGCAGGAGCUGGAGUGCGUGGCCGAGUACGAGCGCCUGAGGAAGGAGUACGAGAUCUUCCGCGUCAGCAAGAACAACGAGGUGGCCUCCAUGGUGAAGAAGGAGGCGAAGCUGGACAGGGAGAACAAGCGGCUGCGCGCCGAGCUGCAGGCACUUCAGAAAACAUACCAGAAAAUACUUAGAGAGAAAGAAAGUGCAUUGGAAGCUAAAUACCAAGCCAUGGAGAGAGCUGCUACUUUUGAACAUGAUCGAGACAAGGUUAAAAGACAAUUCAAGAUUUUUAGAGAAACUAAAGAAAAUGAGAUUCAGGAUUUACUGAGAGCCAAACGAGAGCUAGAAGCAAAACUCCAGAGACUCCAGGCCCAGGGAAUCCAAGUGUUUGAUCCUGAAGAGUCUGAUUCUGAUGAUAAUUGUACAGAUGUUACAGCUGCUGGAGCACAGUCUGAAUACUGGAAUGGAGGAGUGUUGGGAAGUGAGCCAUCCAUGGGUAGUAUGAUGCAACUUCAGCAGUCUUUCAGAGGGCCUGAAUUUGCUCACAGCUCCAUAGAUGUUGAGGGACCAUUUGCAAAUAUAAACAGAGAUGACUGGGAUGCUGCUGUUGCCAGUUUAUUGCAGGUUACUCCUCUGUUUUCCCACUCUCUGUGGAGUAACACAGUAAGAUGUUACAUUAUCAGUACUGAUGAGACUCAGCCAGAUGUGACCAUCUUCAUUAGAAACUACUCUCCAAAACUUCAGAGAAUCUGUGAAACAAUGGGGUACUUCUUUCAAGUUGUUAAUUUUUCAACAGAAAAUGAAAGGCCUCUUAAGGAUGUAAGAAAAUGGGAAAUUGAAAAAAGUUCAUUAGUCAUUUUGCUCCUGCAUUUAACUUUGCCAAGUUGUUUGUUGGAGGACUGUGAAGAAGCCUUCUUGAGAAAUCCAGAAGAAAAGCCCCGGUUAAUUUAUCACAGAAGGGAGGAUGGCAGAGUCAGUUCAGUCGCAGUGCAGCAGUUAAUUGAGCAAAUUUCUUGCAUGAACAAAGCAAAGAUGAUUGACCAUGUUGGAGGUGUGGAGGAAGGAGCAUAUGAAAUCUAUAAUUGUGUGGAAAAAAUAAUUAAACAGGAUAUAUUGGGGUGUGAAAUGACAGACCUAGAAGGCAAGGAUUUGGGUAAUAAGGAAGACUCCACUGCUCCUGAAGAAGUUUUUGGUGAUGUAUUGUGGGAUGCGCACGAUGAGCAAGAACAGAUGGAAGCUUUUCAGCAUGCCUCUAAUUCAACAUGUGAGCUGGGAUUUGAGAAAUAUUUUGAACGUCUGAAUGACCUAGUAGCAGCGCCAGCACCAAUUCCACCAUUGCUAGUAUCAGGAGGACCAGGCUCUGGGAAAUCUCUCCUUCUGUCAAAAUGGAUUCAGUUACAGCAGAAGCAUUCACCAAACACUCUAAUUCUUUACCACUUUGUUGGGAGGCCCAUGUCUACUAGUUCAGAAUCUGCACUGAUAAUUAAGCGCCUUACUCUAAAGCUUAUACAACACUCUUGGUUAGUAUCACCUCUGACUUUCGAUCCAGCUAAACUUCUGGAAGAGUUUCCCCGUUGGCUGGAAAAACUUUCUGCACGCCAUCAAGGCAGCAUUAUUAUAAUUAUUGACUCCAUUGACCAAAUACAGCAAGCUGAGAACCAUAUGAAGUGGUUGAUAGAUCCUCUGCCAGUGAACGUGAGAGUGAUUGUAUCCGUGAAUGUAGAAACAUGUCCGCAGGCGUGGAGGUUAUGGCCCACUCUUCAUCUUGAUCCACUGAAUUCCAAAGAUGUUAAAUCUCUCAUUAGUGCAGAAUGUAACUCUGCAAAUGUUAAGUUGACUAAAGAGCAGGAGAAAAAGCUGGAGAGACAUUGUCGUUCCGCCACAACUUGCAAUGCUUUGUAUGUCACUCUCUUGGGCAAAACCAUUGCUUGUGUUGGAAAUACAGGAAAUGUUGAUGAGAUUCUUCAUCAGUGUUGCCAGUGUCAAGACACAGUGUCACUGUACAGGCUUGUUCUGAGAUCAAUUCAGGAAUCAUUGCAGAGUGAUAAAGAGAGAGGUCUUUUGAGAGAGAUACUGUGUGUCAUUGGUGUCAGCCACAAUGGGGUGAGUGAGUCAGAGCUGAUGGAGCUUUAUCCUGAGCUGACUUCUGCAGUGCUGGCCUCACUCCUUCACAGCCUGCACAAAAUGUGUCUGCUGACAUAUGGCUGUGGUUUGCUGAAGUUCCAGCACCUCCAGGCUUGGGAGAUGGUAAAACUAGAGUAUAUGGAAGCUGGUGAAAAUGUUAUUUCUGCCUAUAGACAAAAACUAGUGGAAUAUUUCACCAUGCAGUUAAGUCAAGACCGAGUGACUUGGAGAAGUGCAGAUGAACUUCCCUGGCUCUUCCAACAGCAGGGUGAUAAGCAAAAGCUGCACAAGUGUCUUUUGAAUCUCUUUGUGUCCCAAAACCUUUACAAAAGGGGACAUUUUGCAGAAUUGCUGAGUUACUGGCAGCUGGUUGGGAAAGAUAAGAGCUCUAUGGCAGCUGAGUAUUUUGACUCUCUGAAAGAAUAUGAAAAAAGCAGUGAGGGAGAGGAAAGUAUGAUCUGCCUGGCUGAUCUUUAUGAGACCCUGGGACGGUUUCUUAAGGACCUAGGUCUUCUCAGUCAGGCUGUAGCUCCUCUGCAGCGCUCUCUGGAGAUUCGAGAGACUGCGCUGGAUCCAGACCACCCAAGGGUGGCACAGUCACUCCACCAGCUGGCAGGAGUGUAUGUUCAGUGGAAGAAGUUUGGGAAUGCUGAACAGCUGUAUAAACAGGCACUGGAAAUCUCUGAAAACGCCUAUGGAGCAGAACACCCUCGGGUGGCCCGUGAACUUGAUGCACUUGCAACCUUGUACCAAAAGCAGAGCAAAUAUGAACAAGCUGAGCAACUGAGGAAAAAGUCCUUCAAAAUACGCCAAAAAGCAGCAAGGCAGAAAGGCAGUCUGCGUGGCUUUGCUCUCCUGCGUCAAAGAGCCCUGCAGCUGGAAGAGCUCACGUUGGGCAAGGAUACACCAGAUAAUGCUCGAACCCUCAACGAGCUGGGAGUCCUCUACUACCUGCAGAAUAAUCUUGAGACAGCAGAGCUCUUCCUGAAGCGCUCCUUGGAAAUGCGGGAGCGAGUCCUGGGAUCCGAGCACCCGGACUGUGCGCAGUCUCUGAACAACCUGGCAGCCCUGUACAAUGAGAAGAAGCACUAUGACAAGGCUGAGGAGCUCUAUGAGAAAGCUUUGGACAUCAGGAGGAGAGCCUUGGCUCCAGAUCACCCCUCCUUGGCUUACACUGUGAAACACCUGGCAGUGCUGUACAAAAAGAUGGGAAAGCUGGACAAGGCUGUUCCUCUGUAUGAGCUAGCAGUUGAAAUUCGACAGAAGUCAUUUGGCCCAAAACACCCGAGUGUAGCAACUGCUCUGGUAAACCUGGCUGUCCUUUACUGUCAGAUGAAAAAGCAGAUUGAAGCUUUGCCUCUCUAUGAACGCGCACUGAAGAUUUAUGAAGACAGCUUUGGCCACAUGCAUCCUCGCGUGGGGGAAACACUGAAAAACUUGGCUGUGCUAAGCUAUGAAAGGGGAGACUUUGAGAAGGCAGCUGAACUUUACAAGAGAGCUAUGGAAAUAAAAGAAGCAGAGACUUUGUUGAUAGGUGGAAAAGCAACUUCUCGACACUCAUCAAGUGGAGACACAUUCAGCUUAAAAAGUGCAUUAUCACCAUACACUUUGCUGGAACAAGGACAAAGGUGAUGCAAACCUGCUCCAAGAAAAGGCAGUCUCCAUUGAUAUUUUCAAGAUUAUGUACUGUUUUGGGACUGACACCUGUCUUCAUGAAUUCUGCCUUAACUUUGCAGACUGUACGGUACAAAGUGAGUUUUUUUUCAUUCUAUAUGGGUACACACAUUAGUUACUAGCUCAAGUUGUAGCUAAUGCCAAAUGCAUGGACUUGAUGCCUCUAAGCAUAAGUGCCAGGACUAUAAAAGAUUAAGCUGAACCACUUGUAUAAACUCCAAGGGACAGUACUUAUUUCUGUGUUGUAAUAGCAUGGCUUAGAGGAUUUGUGUAUUUUUGUAUCAUCAAUCCUUCCUGCCUUUUUAUAACCCUUUAAAGUUGUUUCUGAAGAAAUGGUAAUUUUGAAAAAUUUUUGAAAAUACUAUUUAACCUGAAGUUUUACCUGCAGGGUUACUUUAGCCUUAGGCAAAUUUUCAUUCAAGGGACUUGAGCAAAAUCAAUUGGUUUCCUUGGGAAGCUAAGGUAUCUAAAUAUAUCAUCAUCUUCAGUUAAAGCUGUUGUUAGGUUCCACUCUUUCAAUAAAAAUACUUUCAGUGGGCAAUCAGAAUGAAGAUUAUGGCCUGUUCUUAAACCUUUAGCAAUACUUUCACUGUUUAAUCUUACUGAAUCCCUUAAAAUACAAGAAUGCUUGUAUUAGUUGGGAAAACCUAGCAAUGCAAAAUAGUUUGCCAUCAGAUAAAGAAAUUUUAAACAAAUCUA